AUUUUAUGAUAUGUGUAUGACCAGUUUAGAGUCGUUACACUUGCAGUUCGUACAGUACGAUAGGAAACUCGUACCCGUGUUUACAUGUGUAACCGAUCUGUCCAAGUGUGUUCCAGUGAGAAUGGUUGCUCCAUUUCACAAAGACUUUAUAUAUAGACUUUACACGCUUUUCUGCUGAUCUCGUGGACACUAGUGACCAUUCCAAGUUUAUCAUUUCAAGCCACAAACAGAGAAGGGAAUGUUGCAUUGACACCUCUUAUUUUUUAAAAUACCAGCUAACAAUGGGGGACACGUCGAGGAAAUCAAGAGACCACGUCGAAGCGAAAACCCGUAAAGAUGAACAAAUACUACCAGAAAAUGGUUACCGCUUGCCGAAAGCGGUCACACCAGCAACGGUUUCACAACUGGAAGAUGGGGGGAAGGGAAGUGGAAUUAACAAAACUUUCCUUGCCAAAUUACUUCGUGAUUUUCUGAGAAGGUUUAUGAGAGGAGGUUCUUUUGGUGUUGGUCUGUACGCCGGAGUGCGACUUGUGAGCGCUUUGUUGAGGAAUCCUUUCAGACAGACCCUCCCGGAUGUGUGGCGAGCAGUGGUGAGCACAGACUGUGCGCGUGUAGCGUCGUUCUUCGGCCUCUACCCUAGUAUCUAUCACAUGAUGGUGGACGUGCUCAGGGCUGUCAGGACGCAAAAGGUCACCUUGGUACUCUGCCCUUCCUGGAAGUGUGGGUGUUCUGCGCAUGCGUGAGCGUCAUCGUGUACUGUACAGCCCUCAAACCCCAGUACCUGACACCAGGCUAUUACAGGUCCAUCGUCAAGUGGUCCAGGGACUACUCAGAUGAGAAACUAGAGAAGUUGUUCAGGGUUCAGGGAGACCGUUUCCUAACGUGUGAGGAGGCAGGCCUGCACGAGGGUCCUUGCGUCCGACAAAGGUUUGAGGACUGUCUACGUUCUCUGCCCGGCUUCGCCAAACUCUACCUGCCCAUCCACCUGACCCCCGUCCUGCUCUUCAAGAGGAAGGUUCUCAAAGAGAGACCAUGGUACGUCCUGCGGUCUCUAGCCAAGAACAUGGUCAUCUCCACUGCCUUCCUCGGCGUCAUGUGUUCACUGGCCAAACUGACCAUCUGUGUACUCCGAGACCUGGCGCACCUCCCCCCGCCCCUACCCAGCUACAUACCGGCGGUGGCCGGGGCGGUGUGUGGGCUCGCCUUGAUCCUAGAGAG
Messenger RNA from Aplysia californica (California sea hare), 1218 nucleotides. RefSeq lists its product as uncharacterized. The record is from RefSeq and is a predicted model, not a curated record. NCBI's taxonomy places the organism in Eukaryota, Metazoa, Mollusca, Gastropoda, Aplysiida, Aplysiidae.